Molecule: messenger RNA, 3867 nt
Organism: Cebus imitator (Panamanian white-faced capuchin)
Lineage: Eukaryota; Metazoa; Chordata; Mammalia; Primates; Cebidae
Gene: SLC12A9
Product: solute carrier family 12 member 9
Exons: 14
Coding region: 722-3466 (914 amino acids)
Biological process (GO): potassium ion homeostasis; chloride transmembrane transport; chloride ion homeostasis
Cellular component (GO): membrane
Molecular function (GO): potassium:chloride symporter activity
Source: RefSeq, a predicted model, not a curated record
GGCCCGCCGAGCUGUGGGGUGCAGCUGGCCGGGAGGGAGAUCCUGGCCCCCUUACACCCCAGCAGGCGCAAAGGAGCAGGAGCCCGGGUGAGGGGAGGAGGACCCGGGGACCUUGAGUUGCUCGGUGGGAGCCGGCCUGUGUUUCUGUUUUCCUAGUCGAGGGGUGUGUUUGGGUUGGUAGAGUUUGGAGUGGGGAUGGGAGGAAUCUGGGGAGGCUCAUUUGGAUGGGAGGAAUCUGAGGAGGCUAGGGAGAGGAAGAGGGGCUUUGAGAUGGAUUGAGGGAGAGGAUUGACGGAGGGCGUGGCUUUGGAAGAGUUGGAAGUUUCUUGCUGCCUGUGGGUGCAGUGAUUGCAUGAGGAGUUUGGUAGGGGCGGCUCGGGACACCGAAGGAGGAGAUGGGGAAGGCUGUCCUGCACGUAACUUACUUCCCUUUUGGGAGAUUUGCUUCCUCUUGCAAUGCUAGUUAAGGAAGGAGAGGCUGGAGAAGACUGUGCCGUCAGAGAACCUUUGCCUCUUUCCAGACCCGGUGCCAUCCCUAGUGUCAGGAACAUAAGGGAAGGGGUGGCCCCCAGCAGCCGGGAGGGGCCCUGAAACCCCUGCUGUCGGGUUUGGGGUACCACUUCUUUGUGGAGGAGUGGCUGGUACCAUUUGCAGCCUCACCGGCUCUUUCGAGUUGCUGGUCACCUAACCCAUUUGUGGUUUCCUCUGCCUGUGCGAAGCCAUGGCCAGCGAGAGCUCGCCUCUGCUGGCCUACCGGCUCCUGGGGGAGGAGGGGGCUGCCCUCCCUGCUAAUGGGGCUGGGGGUCCUGGAGGGGCAUCUGCCCGGAAGCUGUCCACCUUCCUGGGUGUUGUGGUGCCUACUGUCCUGUCCAUGUUUAGCAUAGUUGUUUUUCUGAGGAUUGGGUUCGUGGUGGGUCAUGCUGGGCUGCUGCAGGCCCUGGCCAUGCUCCUUGUUGCCUACUUCAUCCUGGCACUCACCGUCCUUUCUGUCUGUGCCAUCGCCACCAAUGGAGCCGUGCAGGGGGGCGGAGCCUACUUCAUGAUCAGCCGGACACUGGGGCCCGAGGUCGGCGGCAGCAUUGGCCUCAUGUUCUACCUGGCUAACGUCUGUGGCUGUGCCGUCUCCCUGCUGGGACUGGUGGAGUCUGUGCUUGACGUCUUCGGGGCCGAUGCCACAGGGCCCAGUGGCCUCCAAGUCCUGCCCCAGGGCUACGGCUGGAACCUGCUGUAUGGCUCCCUGCUGCUGGGCCUUGUGGGUGGGGUCUGCACCCUGGGAGCCGACCUCUACGCCCGGGCCUCGUUCCUCACAUUUCUGCUGGUCUCUGGCUCCCUGACCUCCGUGCUCAUCAGCUUUGUGGCUGUGGGGCCAAGGAACAUCCCCUUGACUCCUCGGCCUGGCCGCAAUGGCUCCUCCCUGCCGCCUCGAUUUGGCCACUUCACCGGCUUCAACAGCAGUACCCUGAAGGACAACUUAGGCGCUGGCUAUGCUGAGGACUACACCACGGGAGCCAUGAUGAAUUUUGCCAGCGUCUUUGCUGUCCUCUUUAAUGGCUGUACAGGCAUCAUGGCUGGGGCCAACAUGUCAGGGGAGCUGAAGGACCCCAGCCGGGCCAUCCCUCUGGGCACCAUUGUCGCCGUCGCCUACACCCUCUUCGUCUAUGUCCUGCUUUUCUUCCUCUCCAGCUGCACCUGUGACAGGACCCUGCUGCAGGAGGACUAUGGGUUCUUCCGCGCCAUCAGCCUGUGGCCCCCGCUGGUGUUGAUCGGAAUCUAUGCCACCGCACUCUCCGCGUCCAUGAGCUCGCUCAUCGGUGCCUCCCGCAUCCUCCAUGCCCUGGCCCGGGACGACCUCUUCGGAGUGAUCUUGGCGCCGGCCAAGGUUGUGUCCCAAGGGGGAAACCCCUGGGGAGCUGUACUGUAUUCUUGGGGCCUGGUGCAGCUGGUGCUUCUGGCCGGGAAGCUGAACACGAUAGCUGCUGUAGUCACCGUCUUCUACCUGGUGGCCUAUGCUGCCGUGGACCUGUCCUGCCUGAGCCUGGAGUGGGCCUCGGCCCCCAACUUCCGCCCCACCUUCAGCCUGUUCUCCUGGCAUACCUGCCUGCUGGGGGUGGCCUCCUGCCUGCUCAUGAUGUUCCUCAUCAGCCCCGGUGCGGCCGGGGGCUCCCUGCUCCUCAUGGGCCUGCUGGCUGCGCUGCUCACUGCGCGAGGAGGCCCCAGCAGCUGGGGCUAUGUCAGUCAGGCCUUGCUUUUCCACCAGGUGCGCAAGUAUCUGCUCCGGCUGGACGUCCGGAAGGACCACGUGAAGUUCUGGCGGCCCCAGCUGUUGCUGCUGGUGGGGAACCCCAGGGGCGCCCUGCCUCUGCUGCGACUGGCCAACCAGCUUAAGAAGGGGGGGCUUUAUGUGCUGGGCCACGUCACCCUGGGAGACCUCGACUCCCUGCCCUCGGACCCAGUACAGCCUCAGUAUGGGGCAUGGCUGAGCCUGGUGGACCGGGCCCAGGUGAAGGCUUUUGUGGAUCUAACCCUCUCACCCUCCGUGCGCCAGGGGGCUCAGCAUCUGCUGCGAAUCUCGGGCCUCGGUGGCAUGAAGCCCAACACGCUGGUCCUGGGUUUCUACGAUGACGCCCCACCACAGGACCAUUUCCUGACGGACCCGGCUUUCUCCGAACCUGUGGACAACACCAGGGAGGGUGGUUCCCCGGCUCUCAGCACCCUGUUCCCUCCUCCCCGGGCUCCUGGGAGCCCCCGGGCUCUCAGUCCCCAGGACUAUGUGGCCACGGUGGCUGAUGCCCUCAAGAUGAACAAGAAUGUGGUGCUAGCCCGGGCCAGUGGGGCCUUGCCCCCAGAGCGGCUGAGCCGGGGGUCUGGGGGCACCUCUCAGCUGCACCACGUGGAUGUGUGGCCCCUCAACCUGCUGCGGCCCCGGGGUGGGCCCGGCUACGUGGAUGUCUGUGGUCUCUUCCUGCUGCAGAUGGCAACCAUCUUGGGCAUGGUGCCCGCUUGGCACAGUGCCCGGCUCCGGAUCUUCCUGUGCCUGGGGCCUCGGGAGGCGCCUGGGGCGGCCGAGGGGCGGCUGCGGGUGCUACUGAGCCAACUGAGGAUCCGGGCUGAGGUGCAGGAGGUGGUGUGGGGUGAGGGGGCUGAGGCUGGGGAACCUGAGGCGGAGGAGGAAGGGGACUUUGUGAACAGUAGGCAGGGAGACGCGGAGGCAGAGGCCCUGGCACGCAGCGCCAACGCCCUGCUUCGGGCCCAGCAGGGGCGUGGCACGGGAGGAGGGCCGGGUGGGCCAGAGGGUGGGAAUGCCGAGGGCCCCACCACAGCCCUCACCUUCCUGUACUUGCCUCGGCCGCCCGCUGACCCCGCCCGCUACCCCCGCUACCUGGCGCUACUGGAGACUCUAAGCCGAGACCUGGGCCCCACACUGCUGGUUCACGGUGUCACCCCGGUCACCUGCACUGAUCUCUGAUGCCCCUGCCUCCAGGGCUGGGUAGAGAGGGCCCAGGCAGGCGGCCCAUCCUGAUCCUUGGCGAAGGAGAAGGGAAUCGCUGUGUCCUGUGGUCCUGCCCCUGGGACCUGGAGCCCAGGGGAGGUUUUAAGGGGGUUCUGGGCUUGGGUGUCACACCCACCUCCUUUGGCAGAGGGACCCCAGCACAAUAACUCCGGAUGGCUGUCCCCACCGUUCAGGGGAGGGAGUCUGCAGCCUCCCUUCACUGGUGCCUUGAUGCUAGGGGCUGGCCCUCCUCCGAACUCUGGGCUACCUCAGUUUCCUCAUCCUGGCCAGACUUACUGGCCCACUGGGGUGGUGAUGUUUUCAUUCUGUUUUAUUUUUCUAACUCUGCUGACCAUGAAUAAAAGACCAAAACACUA